UGAAUGAUGAUGAUGAUGAGGUGCUGCUGCUGCCAACCAUGGUAAUUAAAGAUUUCUAGAGAGAGAGAGAGAGAGAAGAGUCAAAGCAGGAGCAGAGAGUGUUGCAGCGCAGCAGUUGGGUAUUUGUAUUUUGGUAAUGAUUUCGUGUAGAGAAGAAGAUCAGAAGGCUCGUGAUCUUCUUUUUCACUAGAAUUUUUCUCUUUUCAAGUGCUGCUACUCCCUCCCCCCUACAUACCCUCUCAACAACAACCAUAUCAAUACCUGAAUUCCCUCUCUCUCUCUCUCUCUCAUGAGAAGAACAAGAAAGUGUUUCUUCUUUUUGUUCAAACUGAGGUUGUAAGGGAAGAUUGAAAAUUGAGUUUGUCUUGUGUUGUUGGAGAAAAUGGGCAGCAGCUACGGGAGGAAUAAUGGUGUGAGACAGUACGUAAGAUCAAAGGUUCCCCGUCUGAGAUGGACUCCUGAUCUUCACCACUGCUUCGUCCACGCCAUUGACAGGCUUGGAGGCCAAGACAAGGCCACUCCUAAACUGGUUCUCCAAUUGAUGGAUGUAAGAGGGCUCACCAUUUCUCAUGUCAAAAGUCAUCUGCAGAUGUACAGAAGCAUGAAGAAUGAUGCAACCAGACAAGAUAGGAGUAUUACAACACAGCAAAAGAUCAGACAGUGUAGUGAUGAGGAUGAAAUAUUCAUUGCUGCUGCUGCUCUUCCUACAAAAAGAGCAAGAAUCGAGAAGAUGAGUUGCUGCUUGUCUGAGGAUGUGGAAUGCAGACAAAGAAGAAUAUGUGAGGCAGUCGCCAACCCGUACGGUGGUGAUGAUUACAUGCAGACUGUGGCUGAGAAAGUUGGAAUAAAGGAUAAUGAAAAGAGGGUUUUCAGAAUGCACAUUCAAGAAUAUCCUCAAGAAAAUGAAAACCCUUCUGCCAAUGCACCACCACUGCUAGAAUCUGACUUUUUCAAGGAGGAAGAUCAAGAAUACAAGUUUGGGAACUCGGAGGUUGAGCAGCACUCUGCCAGUGAAGCAGAUGGUUGUGAAUUGUCUUUGUCUUUGUCUCUGCAUCAUCACCCUUCAUUCCAGAGAAGUAAUGUGUCUUCUACCAGUGAGAUUAGUGAAGCAAUUUCUUCAUACACUAGGUCUAAUUCUUCCCAAGAAUUGCAUGAACUUAACCUAGACCUGUCUAUUGCUCUCUGUGGUGCUUGAUUUAUUCUGAAUGAGAAACUUGUUUUUUUCCCUGGAAAUUGAAGGGCCCUUGUUCGCAAUCCAAUUCACUUAUGCAUUGCAGAAUUCAUUCCGUGUUUGUCUCCAAAAGCAACGAAAAGGGCCAUUACUAGAAAUGGUCUCCACAAGAGAAUCAAUCUAUAUAAAAUUCUUCUUAUAGACAAGUACAAAGCUGAUGAAGUUAUCCAUUCUUUGGUCAAAACAACAUUCUAUAAAACACCUAUUUUGGGAGAGAGCCCCCAGAAAAAAAAGACUGCCAAAAGGAGUAUCACAGCAAUAACAGGUACAUGUAUUUACACUGAGAAAAGAGAGUUAAUAUACAACAUGGGAAGAGUACAUGGUCAGGUUCCUAACCUCUUGGUACCGCAUUCUGAGCAGAACUUCGAGGUUUCCCUCAGGUAAGGAACUCCGCAUUCAUCACAGAACUUUGCUGGACUUGUUGGCUGAAAUAGUAAUAAGAACGUUGCGAUGUUAAAACUGCAAGUAAUGAAGAAACAAACAUGAUGUCGACAAAGAUGAUUCCGCCACAAUCUCUAGGCAAGUUCCUUUUUUAUAAUCUUCCCCGGAAUCAAGAAUAUGCUGGAUGCUCUAAUUGAGCCAUAACUGAUAGAAUUAAACCUAGUGAUGGGCUUUUUUAUUUUUUCAUCAAGCAUCAUCAAUAAUUAGAAACUAAUAAACAAGAACUCAAGGGCUGAAGUUGGUGCUCGAUGACACUCUGUUGAUGAUAGCCAAUAUUUGAGACCUCAUGCAACAGAAGAGAAACCACAAUUAAAACUAGAUGGAUGUUAAAGAAAUGAAUACUUCUGCCCUACAAUGUCGAAUUGAGGAAAGCACAAGAGAUUAGGCGUCAUGGAAAGAAAAGACAAACACUGCACCAAGACAAAAUUGGCAAGUUGGCGGUUGAAAAUCAAACCAACUUACAUUGUCUGGUUUUGAGUUUUCCUAAUCCAAGUGCGGACCAACUGGACAGUUAAUAUGUAUCUACACAUGCAUCAGUCUUAUGAUUGACUUGGUAACUUAGGAAGCUUGAGUCAAUGUUUUGAUGCUACAAAGGAGUUCAUUAUCUUUUCAACUUUUCCUUCUUUUCAAGAUCAAAUUUCAGAAGUGGGAAUAUGUGGUUCACAGUUGGGUGUCAAAAUAAUUUUAUUUGGGUCUUCAGGAAAUGAAUAAAAUAUGAAUAGUGAAAGCAAACUUAAACAAUCCCAACAAAAUUUGAACAAAAAAGGUGCAAUUUAAAUGCAGAAUUUUACCAUGAAAAUGGACUGGCAUUUAUCACACGCGUAGAAAAUGUGAGAAAUGGUAGAUGUUCCCACAGCCAAGAAAGACAAAAAGUCGAAAACCAAAAAAGAAAAAAAACCAUCCCAUGCAUUACCAGCAACAAGAAGACGAAGCUGAUAUCACCCCUAGAAGAAUCAAAAUAAAGAAACUACAGUAACUGAAAUAGAUAAUUAUGCAGAAAAAUGGAUAGAUGCCAUAAUAAACUAAGGG
Molecule: messenger RNA, 2701 nt
Organism: Sesamum indicum (sesame)
Lineage: Eukaryota; Viridiplantae; Streptophyta; Magnoliopsida; Lamiales; Pedaliaceae
Product: myb family transcription factor MOF1
Molecular function (GO): DNA-binding transcription factor activity; DNA binding
Source: RefSeq, a predicted model, not a curated record